CCUCCUCUCUCUCUCUCUCUCUCUCUCUCUCUCUGGAGAGCGAAGAGAAAAACCUAGAUUCACGUCCUUAGGGUUUCGUAGCGCGAGGGUUCCAGAUCUACCUCCGUCGCCGUAGAUCGAUCCGGAUUAGGGUGGAAUGUCGACAAUGGAGCACCUCUUCAUGCAGAUCUUCGAGAAGAAGAACUGGAUCGAGGGCCAGCUCAGGCAACAGAUCGAUUCCUACGGCCAGUCCUUGGCCUACAACCUCCUCGCCGAUGGUGGUCACCCUCCGCCAUGGCUAUGGACUAUGGAACCAGACGCCCCUGGUUGCCCUGAUAGCAAAGGAAUCUUAUUCCCACUACCAUGGGCUACCACUCCUUCAACAAACCACAACAAUUUUUACACCUUUCCAGCUCCGAAGGAUAAGAAUGUAUCCCAGCCCAGUAGCUUCUUCAAUGAAAUUGGUGCUUCAAAUAAAAAUUUCUUCACCGAGCCAAUUGAUGAAGUGGUUCCUGAUGAUUUCCUUAAAGACACUGAACGAGAUUCCAACAUGAUAGGCUUGAAAGAUGUUGAGGCCAAUGCUGAAUUUGACAACCUUGCAAAGAUACAGCAUUCCAGAUUGACGCAAAGGGACCUAGAGAAUCAUCUCAGUAAGAAAGCAAAAAUUAGAAGUUUUGGAGAUGAAAGUACUAUGGAUCAAUAUACUGGUAGAACUACUCGUUCUAGGUUUGCCUCCUUGAAGCCUGAUAGUAUUAAAGAAACUUCAAUUAUGACGAACCUGUUGGCUUUUGACAAUGUAGAUGGUGGUCGAGCCACUAGAUCAAGAAGAGCAUCUCAGAAACUUGAUUUUCCUCACAAGUUAUCAAAACCAGCUAAAACUUUAAAACCCAUGGAAUAUGGAACACAGAAAGCAUCAGAGGAUCAAAUGGGUUGCUGGCCCGGUACUUCUGCAAAUAUAGAUGCUCUCGAAGGAAAUGACGUUGAUGAUGCUAUGGCUCCACAGAGAUGUGUUAGGGAAGCUGCAGUAAAGGGGCUUGCCUCAGAUGCAUCUUGUCCUGUUGACUCUGGGUCGAAGGUGACAUGCACUGCAGCUCCAGAGCUGUGUCAGAUGCUUUCUCUGGUUGAACCAAAUAAACUUCUUUUCGAUGGCAUUGAAGUUUGUGGCUCAAAUGACAAUCCUGUUGCUGCUUUUGAAGAAGAAAAUCAAGAAUACUCUGCGGUUACCCUAUCAAAGAUGGAGACCAUGCAAUCUCUAAAAGAAAAUCACUUUUGCCAAGAUUUUAUGAAAGAACAUUGUUCUUUAGUAUGCAGGGAGCCUCAAGAUGAUGUCUUGCAUGCAGGAGAAGUUAUGCAACGAACAAAGGAAGCUGGCAGAGUUUCAGAGGGAUGUGCAAGCAAGAGUCUUAAAUUGGUUGAAGUGGAUGACUCAGAGUGUCACCCCCUCCCCAGUUCAUGCAUUAAGCAUUCUCAGGCACCUGCCCAGUUGCCUGUGAAACCAACACAUUGGAUCUCUGAAAAUGAACUGACACAUCCAUCCUCUAUGAACAACUCUAUAUUAAACUGGAGCACAAAAUGUUCAGGUCAGCCAAGUGUUCAACAGGAUUGUAGCUCUGAAGGUUCAUCAGGAGAUCUGGGGAACCAUAAUAUGGAAGAGCAAUGUAGUGUACCUCACAUUGAUGUGUUAACAAGCAUUGUAGCAAGCAGGCAGUCUGAGACCAAUUCCUCAGUUGAACCAAAGGAUCACCUACUUGAUGCUAAGAAGCACCUUAAUUUGGAUAGGAAUUCUAUUGUUUCCUUGGUGAAAGAAACUAAGGGCAGCAAUUCUGUGAGUGAUAUGAAGUUGGACACUGUGCAGUCAAUGAAAGAAGAAUCGUUCCACAGAUCUUUGAAAACAGCACAUGUUUCUCCAGCAAAUGCACAGAUUCAGGAUGAGGUUGUCUUACCUGCCAUAGAAGAUGUGAGAAGUACAGAUGAAAAUAAAAGGGUCUCUGGUGAAGCUCAUGAAGAGAUUUCUGGGUUACUUGUAAUGAUGAAGCCAAAAUGUGGUCCCCAAUUUAUACACUGUGAUGAUAUACCUUCACAUAUAAUGGUCAUGUCAGCUUUGGAAGUGAUGUCUGGGGGCGAUGUUAGUGAGAAACAUUCCAUUCGAAGUCCUGUGCAGUGUCCAACAGAUGAGAAUUUUGAGGGAAUGCUCGUCAAAGAAACAAAUGGCAGUUCAAGUAAACUGACAGACCCCCUUCUCAGUGAUGGUCCGGAGUUAUUGUUAUCUGAAACAGAUGAUAUAUGCAUAGAAGCUGAAAAAGCUGAGACCACUGCAGUGCGACUUGGGAAGAGAAGUUUUGCAAUGCUGACAUCAAUAUCUGAUGCUGCUGAAAAUCAUGAUGUGGAGGCAGAAUGCCAGCAUCUGCCGAGAAGUUCAAAUAUUAGUGAUAAGAUUAUUGGUUCUUGUAAAUCAAAUGAUUCUGUUUUAGUUUCUUCAAAACAAGUUGGUGAGUGUUUUUCACCUCAGGAAACUGUUGUUAAUACUGGUGUCAGACAUAUCGAGGAGAAGCUUACAGUCAGGAAGAUGCCAAAUACGGCUGAAGCUUCAAGAAACUCAAGCAGUCUUGAUAAGAAUCUUGGUUCUUGUAGAGCGAAUGCUAUCGGUUUACCUUCUCCAGAAGAAAUUUCCAUUCAGCUGGAAACCAUCAAUGGUGAUAUUUGUGCACGUGCAAAGAAUGUUAUAGAGAAGGAUGCCAUUCAGCACUUAGAAACACCAAAUAAUAUAGAAGCUCAAAUUGCAGCACCAGAAGCUCGUUACUCCUUAAGGAGCUUGAGUAGCCAGCAAAAAAACCUUGGUUCUUUUAGAUUAAUUGGAAUCAAUGCUACAAGCAGUUCGAAACGAUCAAGGGAUAUUGUUGCCCCUGCAUGUGAAAUUUCAUGGCCUAAAAGGAGAAAAUUAGAGGGACGAUCAAAUAAUAUCCUGGCUACUUCUCCUAGGAUGAGGUUUAAACCUCUCCUGCAUGUUCAUAAGGGCAGUGACUGGAGAAGCCAGAUGAGUUCAGAAAAUGCUUUAGGAGAUGGUAUGGAUUUUCAGUCUUCUCUAUCACCAAGUGAGUUGAAAAUUGAGAUAGCAAAUGCAGCCCUCGACAGUCCUCUUGAAGUUCUACAAAUUAGCAAGAAGCUCUGUGUGAGAGAGGAUGAUUCUUGCUUAAAACCUGAGGAACGAACUAUGGUGGCUUCAUUGCAAACCGAACAUAGACAAGGAGUCUCUUUUCAUUAUUUGGUAGAGGGAAUAUCUGGAACUUGUUUAACAAAAAAAGUGGGUGCAUCUAAAUUGUCUGACUUUAAACUAAAAGAACAUUGUUUUUCAGAAGAUAAUCAUGAUCUAAUGCGAAGUAGGAGCACAUUAAGUCCUGAAAUAAUUAAGAGUCCCGGUUAUCAUGUGGAACUUACUGAAGAGACCAAUAUGGAUGAUACAGAAAGAAGUUUUUACACAUAUGACAUGGCUGAUUGUGAUGAGACCAUGCCGGAGUUCGAGGGAUUCAGCAUUGGUGUUCCUUCUACUAUGGAGAACAGUGUCUUAUGCAAUUCUGAUCUUCAAAGUUAUACAAAAGCACAGGAUACUGUGCUUGAGCAGUUGUGCAGCACUAGGAAUUUGGUUACCCCAAGAUCUUGUCGUUCUGCCAAGUAUAAGAUUAAUAGACUUCCUGAUGUGUAUCAAUCUUUACCUGCUGGGACUCUGGAGCAUAUGGAGUCAACCAAUCCACUCCAUCUUAAUGAUGUUGAUAUCAAACAAUUUAGGGAAAGUGAAGAUGACAAGUUUUCUGGUUUUUCUGGCAACUUGGAAUUAGAAUAUGAUGGCUAUGGAAAGUCUCAUUUUCAUAGUAUGCCUUCUUCAAGUACAAGAUUUGGACGGCUUGCUAGUAAGCAUCCUUUGACCCCUCCAGUUGAAAAGUCCUGCCAGAGAAAGGUUUCGGGGAGAAGUGAUGCCAGUUCAGAGACAGUGGGUUCUAACCCAGAACUUGUAUGUUUUCGUAUCAAUGAAAAUACCAGCACUACUGAUGAAAAUGAAAAUCCAGAUGAAUUAGACAUGUCCAAAGAGAGGGUUGGCUCAAGAGAGUUCAAGGUGUCAACUAACAGAAAAGUACUUCUAGAUGUCACUGCACUAUAUCAGAAUGCACCAACAGUGGCUUCUGUUUCGGAGAAGUUUGCUGAAAGAAGCAACCUACAAUCUGUAAACACAGAGUCUUACUCUGGUACUCAAAAGGGUGUCUGUAUGAUUGUGGAAAAUGCUUGUGCCAAAAAGCCUAAGAUAGUUGAUAAGGAGAAUCAUAGCCUUCCGGUUGAUGGAAAUCGAGUUCAGAAGGCAGCUGAAUCUAUCAAUAGCAGGUUUAGCAAACCAGAGAUUUCUAGAAAAGCAGAUGAUAGAAACAAAAACCGGCCACAUCUGGAAAAAGGAUGCAAGCCCAGCAAUAUCAUGUCCAAUAUAUCUUCUUUUAUUCCACUUGUACAACAAAAGCAGCAAGCAGCAACUGCAAAAGGGAAGAAAGAUAUUAAAGUCAAAGCAUUAGAGGCUGCUGAAGCUGCGAAGCGUCUUGAAGAAAAGAAACAAAAUGAGCGUGAAAUGAGGAAAGCAGCUGCAAGGCUUGAGCGUGCAAGGUUGGAACGGGAGAAAGAGCUCAAGCAAAAGCAAAAAGAAGAGGAAAGGAAGAAAAAAGAAGCAGAAGUUGCUGCAAGGAAGAGGCAAAGAGAAGAAGAAGAGAGAAAGGAAAAGGAAAGAAAGAGAAGAUGCAUUGAAGAAGCUCGAAAAUUGCAAAGGGAACAGGAGGAAAAAUUACGUGCUGAGAAAGAGGAAAGAGAGCUUCGGCGCAAAGCUGCAGAUGAGAAAGAACAAAGGAACAAAGAACCCAUGGAACAGGCAAAUCAACAAUCAAAAUCAGAAAAGGAAGGGGAAAUUGCUGGGUGCAAAAAAGAUGCUGAGUUGGAACCCAGCACCACCGAGGUGGUAAUGAGGGAAGGCAUACAUGGAAAUAAUAGCUUUGCAGGCCCUGAUUUUUCUAAAGAACUAAAUGAUCUUGAAAAGUCGUACGAGAUGUCUCCAUACAAAGACUCUGAAGUUGAGGAUGAUGAUGCAGAAGAUGAAAUUAGGCGUAGAAGAAAGUACAUUCCUUCAUGGGCAAGGAGAGAAUGCUUGGAGCAAAUUUUACUUCUCAAGCAGCAUCUAGACCCAACAGAAAUCUUCUGUCGUAAGAAUUCUUUUGAUUUAAGUGAAGUACUUUUGCCUCAUAUUCUUCGGCUGCCAUCGUGAUCACAUGGUGAUGUUCGGUCAGUUGCCUGCGUGGUGAUCCUUUGAUCUGGAUUGGUGGUGUAUCUGCGGAGCUCCCACAAUGAUCUGGUUGUUGGGCCAUAGGGUUCCCCUUCUUUAGGCAUCAUUUAUUUGCCGGAGGAUUGGUACCAGGACAACCGUUGGCAGGGUUACCAUCUGGAGACCUUGUCCCUUUUUUCCCGGGUUUGGUGGAGUGGGGUGCUCAAUGAGAUGUACAUGCUCGACCAGAACCAGCACUCUCCACCCUCCCAUCCCCCAACCCCCCACAAACACCACCACCAGCAACAUUUAUUGCAUGUGAGGUUCGCAGCUCUGAUAUCAUCAUGCUGUCAGUAUAGUGCUCGAUAUGCAGCUUGUAUACUAACACUACUGAUGUUGUACCAAUUAUUUGAAUGCAAUCAGACCACUGCAUAGCCUUAUUUUGCAGGUCUACAGAAAGUGGAUGCUCCAUGGUUAUACCUUCCUUUUCUGUGUACAUAAGAAAUUCAA
Molecule: messenger RNA, 5776 nt
Organism: Elaeis guineensis (African oil palm)
Lineage: Eukaryota; Viridiplantae; Streptophyta; Magnoliopsida; Arecales; Arecaceae
Source: RefSeq, a predicted model, not a curated record